AUGAUGACUGCGCUACAGAUGCAGACCCAGCAGCCGCGAUGGCACUCGGCCUCAGCCUCUGCCUCGUCCGUCAACCCCAACGAGGUCUCGCACUUCAAUGCCCUGGCCGCCGAAUGGUGGGAUCCCCACGGGUCCUCGCGCCUGCUGCACCUGAUGAACCCCCUGCGCCACGACUUCAUCCGCCGCUGUCUCCAGGCCUCCGACUCGGCGCCUCGGCUCGACGACCGCAGCGCCGACAGCACCGUCACGUACCUCGACAUUGGCUGCGGCGGCGGCAUCUUCGCCGAGAGCGCGGCGCGGCUGCCCUCGACGAGGCACGUCACGGCCAUUGACCCCACGCCGUCCGUCCUGAGCGUUGCAAAGGCACAUGCGCGCAAGGACCCGCUGCUGGCCGCGAAGCUCUCGUACAAGCAGUCGUCCAUUGAGCAGCUACAAGUCCCGCCAGAAGGGCACGGCUACGACAUUGUCUCGCUCUUCGAGGUCAUCGAGCACAUUGACGACCCCGGCGCGUUCCUCGACAAGGUGCGGCCGUUUGUCAAGCCGGGCGGGUGGCUCGUCAUGAGCACGAUUGCGCGCACGUGGAUGAGCUGGUUGACGACGAAUCUGAUUGCCGAGGACAUACUGCGAAUCGUGCCGCCGGGAACACAUGAUUGGAACAAAUACCUGAAUGAAGAAGAGCUGAGGGGGUUCCUGGCUGGCAAGGGCUGGGACAGCGCAAACGUCAUGGGCGUGGUGUAUGUCCCUGGGCUGGGAUGGAAGGAGGUCAAGGGCAGUGAAAAGGUGGGAAACUAUUUCUUUGCUGUGCGCAAGGUAUAGUUGGAGAAGAGGUUGGUUGGUUUGUAAAAUUACUUGGCUGGAGAGGUAUGUGACGUAUAUACCUUGCAUGUAUCAAAUAUGGGCAUAGGAGGAUAUGAUACCCUUACAAUGUGCGAUGAAUUAAACAACAGGAGAGAUGGCUAGACGAUGCAAAAGUCACUGUACAAUAUUUGAAUAGAAGCUGGAAAAUACAAAGGCGCUCAAUCUAACCAAGGUUUGGGCCGGCAUCGUUUAAUUCA
Messenger RNA from Trichoderma atroviride IMI 206040, 1055 nucleotides. RefSeq lists its product as uncharacterized. Gene Ontology annotation, cellular component: mitochondrion. Lineage: Eukaryota; Fungi; Ascomycota; Sordariomycetes; Hypocreales; Hypocreaceae. Gene Ontology annotation, molecular function: 2-methoxy-6-polyprenyl-1,4-benzoquinol methyltransferase activity. Gene Ontology annotation, biological process: ubiquinone biosynthetic process. The record is from RefSeq and is a predicted model, not a curated record.